CCCUGACAACCCCUGCGCAAAGUAUGCCCAUCCUCCAUGUCCCAGGCCGACCCCGCGGCUUGCGAGCUUAACGGCGGGCAUCAUGGAGAUGGUCAGUGGGUGGAAGUUAAUACGUGGUCACGACUUGCAUAGUCGGCUGUUGUUGGCCGUCUGAUAUCUAGGUAGGGAGGAAACCUUUUUUGAUGUGCUCGCCCUCUGUCACAUGGACCGCAGUUUACUAUUUAGCUCUUGGGAAUCCCGCGGUUGAGAUUGACGUUGUGACGGGGCCAAGAAUUACAUGACAAUCCUUAGUCUCUAUCAUCCACCACAAAAUGGCUAUUCAGAAGCAGCAGAACGGAACCAGCUCCCCGAGCUUGUCAGAUUUGCUCGAGUUCGUGAGGCUCAACUCCCCGUACUAUGCCAAGUCAUGGAAGGCCUGCUGGGCCGAAAAAGACCAACCCGUCGUCUCCUUGAGGGAUCUGCCUGUUGUUGACCACGAGUCGUUUUGGGAAGCAAACACUUGCCUCAACAGCAAAGUGAUAACCUCGAAACAGAAGGACGGCAUCGUGUUCAAGACGGGCGGAACAACCGCCCACCCCAAGGUGUCGUUCUACAGCCAGAAGGAAUUCCACAGCAUCUCUGUCCAACUUGCCGAGUCUUUAGCCCGCUGCGGGGUUGGCGAGGGAGACAUGGUCGCCAACCUCUUCUACGCGGGCGACCUCUACGGGAGCUUCUUGCUGCACAUCCUCUCCGUCUACCACCUCCCGAGCGGCGCCAUCCAGCUCCCCGUGGCCGGGCAUGUGAGUGUCGAGUCGAUGGAGAGGCAGAUCGUCGAGUUCGAGGCCACGGUCAUCCUCGGCACGGUCACGACCAUGUCGCAGAUAUCCGAGCGCAUCCUCGGCGCCGGGAAGACGCACCCGUACGUGCGCCUGCUGCUGUUCUCCGGGGAGGCCUUCUACGACGACCAGGCCGGUCUGCUCAAGGCCGCCUUCCCGAACGCGACCAUCAGGUCCCUGGUGUACGGGUCGAUGGACAGCGGGGUCAUCGGCCUGCCGCCGGCCGCAGAACACUACACCGGCGACCCCCGGCUGCACCAGGUCAACGACCCCAACAUCAUCGUGGAGAUCAUCAACGAGGAUGGCGAGGUCACGAACGUGCCGGGCGAGGAGGGCAGCCUGGUCGUGACCAACGUCGAGCGCCGGCUGAUGCCCAUCGUCCGUUACCCCUCCGGCGACCGGGCCGCCUGGGUCGACCCGUCCCUGGGCCUCUUCCGAGUCCUCGACAGGGACCGCACGGCCAUCCGUCUCGGGCCCGUCUCGAUCGACUUCGUGCACCUCAGGAAGGUCGUGUCGACGGUCCUCGGCGACCGGCCCGUGGGCAGGCUGCAGGCCGUCGUCACGAGGGAGGACAGGAAGGACCUCCUGACGGUGAACAUCGCCUAUACGCCGGCCGCCGAGGAGGAGGCCCGGCUGCAGGCGGAGCUGAAGGAGGAGCUGGGCACGGUGCGGCCGAUGUUCAGGGAGCACGUCGAGAAGAACCUCAUCAACCCGCUGCAGGUCAGGUUCCUGAGUAUGCAGGAGCUGGCCGUCAACCCGAGGACCGGCAAGAUUGUCGAGGUGCUGGAUCUCAGGUCGACGACGGUGUAACCUUGGCUUUGCCGGUACCUUAAGGUUUGGGCCCUUGUCUCCUCUGGAUAGCCACGCAAAAUCUCUCAGUGAUGGUAACUCCCCAUGUAGAGUAGCAUGUAGCGUGAUCAGCAUCCUCUAUCGUCUCAGGCAGCGUGAGUCAUGUCGUGCUGGCGGGCCCUGUCAACCGAACAGCGUGUGAUCUCUGUCAUCUGUAAAAUAAAAUAAAAAUAAAUAAAGAAUAAAAAAACAAGCUUUCUUUCCUAAAUUAAUUACGCUCCGGCAAUCGUCCUCCAUUGGGACCACUCGAUCGGAAUUCUCGGACUUUGUCAUCACCCCCGCGAGUUGUCUUGCGGGGCUACCAGUUAGGAAGUUUGCCCCUCUUGUCUCUCUCUCUCUCUGCAGAUGUCUUUGCUAGCACAGACAGCACGGAAAACGAAACCCGCGAUAUGAGCCGAAGGGAGAGUUUCUUGACUCGCGUGAACGCCGCCUACCACCUUGCGAACACGCCGCAUGGAACACACAGCAUCUGAUACAAGGCUUCACAUGGGAUGCUCCUGCAACGACGAAGUUUACACCGUGGCACCUCCUGUGCUGCUGUCAGGCUUCUCCGCGCUUCAGGCGUCUCCGAGGUAUUCACCAGAAAGUGUAACCAAGACGUUCUAAGAACGGUCUGACCCUAGCGAACAAAAACUCGUAGCCAUCCAGCAACCCCUCCCUCUCUCAUAACGGAUCUCCCUUAUCCAGAAGAAACCCCCACACGAUUGCGCCUCAGAGAAGACAACUCGAGAUGUCUCAGAGUCGCAACGUAUCCGAUACCUCCGCCAAGAUUCCGCCGCCGGUCCACCCUGGCACC
Molecule: messenger RNA, 2460 nt
Organism: Colletotrichum destructivum
Lineage: Eukaryota; Fungi; Ascomycota; Sordariomycetes; Glomerellales; Glomerellaceae
Product: Putative ANL domain-containing protein
Exons: 2
Coding region: 312-1625 (437 amino acids)
Source: RefSeq, a predicted model, not a curated record